UUCAUCAGCGCAUACAGUGACUAAGCUAGCUAAUUUAAAAAUAAAGAUCAGCAUUAAAACUUAGUUUAAAGUUCUGGUGACCAUAGGUUUACCAUAGAUUGGAGUAAAUGUGCUGCAGCUCCUGGGGAAACAAGUGUUUUUCGGCGAGGUGAGAGCAACAAGUGAAGAAGUCAAGUGUAACGAUGCUAACAUGUUAGCAGCUAGCAUUGGUCAGAUGCAGCAACCGCCUUCCUCCUCCGGCAGGCCCCAUCUUCAGACUGUCGAACCCUACAACCAGUCCGCUGACAUGAAGCUAAAGGAAAUGUGUGUAUGAGUACAUGGCACUGGGAUUAAGACUGUUUGGAAUACAGCGCCGAGAAACAUGCUGCAUAUUAAUGGAUGGACAUCAGAAGAUUUGAAUAUCAAGGAGCCACUCAAAGGAAAAUGGCCCACAAAGUGGAGCCCGCUCUUGAGAGACACGUUUACAAGCAGAGGGAUGUUUUCCCUGAAACGCCUCAACAUUGACAUUCACCAGCAGUCAUCUGUUUUAAUGAGAAUGGUGUGAAGGACCCACGGAUCGAGCGUGCCGUUGGGGUUUGUAAAAAGGCUGUUACUGCCUUUUCCUAUAGCUGGAAAAAAAGAAGAGAGAUGGGUGAAGUACAGGCUGAGCUUGGUCUACCCCCUCAUCAGCUAAUAACGGAGUCCCCUACCAGAUGGGGUUCACGACAAAAAAUGAUAGAGAGAUUUCUGGAACAGGAGAAGACCAUAGCCUGUGUCCUCGGUGCAGACAAGAAAAGUCGGCAUCUCGUGCCCACAUGGCAAGAGGUUUUAGAAUCAAUAAAUAAAGCUGUCAAACCACUCCAAGACUUUACUGACGCCCUGUCCUGGGAGGGUUAUGUUAGCGUUUCCUACAUUAAGCCGGUGCUCCAUUUGUUCAAAACCAGUCUCCUACAGCCAGAGGAAGAAGAUACCGAGCUCACUAAAACUAUUAAAAAAAACAUUCUGCUGUACCUUGAGAACAAAUACAGCAACCCUGUGACGGAUGAACUCUUAGACAUGUCCUCACUGAUGGACCCCAGGUUCCGAACAACCUACAUUGACCCAGGAAAGGUGGAACAAGUAAAAAACAAAAGAGCAGUCACUGAGCUGUUGUCUCUGCCUGCUGAAAAAAGUACACCACAGCAGCCUGGUCCAGCUGUGCAGGUGCGCCAAGAAGCCCAGCCUCCACCCAAUAAGAAAAUGACUUUAGCUUCCUUCAUUAAGAAGAGUAUGCCGGUGCCAUCUCCCCACCAGUCAGAGGGAGGGAAAGUAGAGACUAAGCUGGCAACCUACCUGCUGACCCCUGAGGCAGAUCCAGACACUGAUCCACUUGAGUGGUGGAAGCGCCACGAACCAAACUUCCCAAGGCUCAGUAAUCUGGCCAAAAAAUACCUAUCUGUCCCUGCUACAAGUGUCCCGUCAGAGAGGGUUUUUAGUGUGGGGGGUGGCAUUGUUACUUGCAACAGGGCAUGCCUCAAGCCAGAGGUAGUAGACAGGCUUGUUUUCCUUGCCAAAAAUUUGUAAAAAGAAAAAAGAAACUAAAGACAGCAUGGCAAGCACCUCAUGUCCUGUAUAUCUUCUAAAAUUUGAUGUUGACUAUGCGAUGCAUGCAGAUGUUUGAUGAUUUUGUUUACAUAUUCAGGGAUACAAAAUAAUCUUCGUAUACAAGAGGCACCUUUUAUUUAUAUGCACAUGUGAACUUUAAUGAAGGUUUUGUUUACCAAUGAGGAAAAUUAUCUAUUUUUGUAACGACAUGUUAAAUGUUAAUGUUUUCAAAAAGUGUUUUAUCAGAAAGGGACUUAUUUUUUUCAAGAGGAAGCACUUUUAUUUGUUUAUUUUACGUUAGUUUGAAGGUGCGCUGUAUCACAGUCAAAGAAGAAGUUUUCUUAGUUAUGUUUUCAAAACUGGGAGAUGGGAAGUUGGGACAUUGUUUGAAGCCAGUAGAAAGCUUGCUGAAAAGUUUAAUUUUCGCUGUUGUUUACAAUGGCAGGGCCUGUCAUCUUGUUUACAAGCUUGUUUCAAGACUUGUGUUUUGUUGCACUUUAGCCCUAAUGGGAAAUUUUGUUCAAAUCCCAGAAGAGAAAAUCAAAACAAAAUAAAAGCAAAACUUGUUUUGAAUAAUUUCUUUGUCAUUUGUAGUGUGU
Messenger RNA from Epinephelus fuscoguttatus (brown-marbled grouper), 2162 nucleotides. Its product is annotated as zinc finger BED domain-containing protein 4. The coding region runs from base 628 to 1542 and encodes 304 amino acids. Gene Ontology annotation, molecular function: protein dimerization activity. The record is from RefSeq and is a predicted model, not a curated record. The transcript has 2 exons. NCBI's taxonomy places the organism in Eukaryota, Metazoa, Chordata, Actinopteri, Perciformes, Serranidae.